Messenger RNA from Carya illinoinensis, 2185 nucleotides. RefSeq names its product trihelix transcription factor GT-2-like. NCBI's taxonomy places the organism in Eukaryota, Viridiplantae, Streptophyta, Magnoliopsida, Fagales, Juglandaceae. The record is from RefSeq and is a predicted model, not a curated record. The transcript is spliced from 2 exons. The coding region runs from base 226 to 1812 and encodes 528 amino acids.
AUUGUUGCUGUAAUUGUUUACCUAUAAAACACGCAAUAAAAAUGUUAGAAGCGUGAGAACCGAAAGCUCAAUCUCAUAUACCCCAUCAAUUUUUUAUUUACCACUUGCCCACUUUGAAAGUUUGAUGAUUUUCAGUACCCCGAAAAAAACCCCUAGAAGUUUUCAUUUUUCACCUAUCCUUUUUAUUUUCUCGGCCGUUAAUACUUAUUCCGGGAGCCAAUUCCUAUGUCGGAAAUCUCAACUUUACCGGAAAAUCCAGGAACUUUCGCCGCCGUUGACCGGGGGAACGAGGAGUGUGCUGUUUCGGCGUUGGUUUCGGUACCGUCCGGGGAUGAAGAGAGAGUGGGAAUUGAAGAGGGUGACCGGAACUGGUCUGGUAGCCGGUGGUCGAGGCAAGAGUCUCUGGCUUUGCUCGAGAUAAGGUCUGACAUGGACGAUACCUUCAGGGACUCUGCCACCAAGGCUCCUCUCUGGGAAGCGGUUUCCAGGAAAUUAGCGGAGCUUGGAUAUACUCGAAGCGCCAAGAAGUGCAAGGAGAAGUUUGAGAACAUAUACAAGUACCACAAGAGGACCAAAGAAGUUCGGUCGGGCCGAUCCAAUGGCAAGAAUUAUCGGUUUUUUGAGCAGUUAGAGGCUUUAGAUAGCAACCCGCAACUUGCUUCUCCUUCUCCUUGCCCAGAAAAGGUCCAGGCUUCCUUGAAAGAAACGGGGGGGAUAGUGGCGAAUACUGCGGAGCCAACUAGUUCUAUUCAAAAUUCAGUUCAGCAUUCUAUCAUUUUCGCGGAUAACACCACUCCAUCCACAUCUUCAUCCCUUAAGGAGUUGGAAGGCAUGAGGAAGAAGAAGAAGAAGAAAUUGACCGAGUAUUUUGAGGGAUUAAUGAAGGUAGUCAUCGAGAAACAGGAGAACUUGCAGAGGAAACUUAUAGAGGCAUUGGAUAAGUGUGAGCAAGAUCGAAUGGCAAGAGAAGAAGCAUGGAGGAUGGACGAAUUGGAUAGAAUUAAGAGAGAGCGCGAAAUUUUGGUUCAAGAAAGAUCAAUUACAGCAGCAAAGGAUGCUGCCGUCCUUGCCUUCUUGAAGCAGUUUUCUGAGCAGGCGAGCUCGGUGCAAUUGCCUCAGGAGUCAGCAAUGGUCUCAACACCAGUGGAGAAAGUUGUGGAAGGGCAAGACAAUAGUCACGGUGGAGAUGUUAUGGGGCAAGUAAAACAUAACGGUGGGAAUGUUUUGGACAAUCAAGAGGAUAACAGUUGUGUAUAUAAUUUGGAGAAGCAAGAAAAUGACAAUCGUGGGAAUUCUAUUCAGAAGAGCUCCGCUCGAUGGCCUAAAGAUGAAGUUGACGCUUUGAUUAGGCUGAGGACUAACCUUGACUAUCAGUAUCAAGAAAAUGGGCCCAAAGCAUCUCUAUGGGAGGAGAUAUCAAUUGCAAUGAAAAAGAUUGGUUAUGAUCGGAGUGCAAAGAGGUGUAAAGAGAAGUGGGAGAAUAUAAACAAGUACUUCAAGAGGGUAAAAGAAAGCAAUAAGAAAAGGCCUGAGGACUCGAAGACCUGUCCUUAUUUUCACCAGCUCGAUGCUUUAUAUACUGGGAAGACUGCGAAGGUUGAAAAAUCAACUAAUUCUGGCAAUGAGUUGAAGCCCGAGGAGCUUUUGAUGCACAUGAUGAAUGGACAAGAAGAGCAACAGAGGACGGAAUCGGUAACGGAGGGCAGUGAUGGAGAGAAUGCUGAUCAGAUUCAAGUAGAUAAGGAAGAUGAAGAUGCGGAUGGCUAUCAGGUUGUAGUAAGUGAUCCUUCUUCAAUGGCAACUGUGGGUUGAGGAGACACCGGUGAGAACCUUUUUUCCAGAGGUGAAGGUGAAGCGGGUGUCGGUCAGGGUCCAUUACUGAGGCUACCCCAGGCUUGUGUGGAUCAGAUUGUGGUUGGUGAGAAAUUCAUUUUGAUUCAAUAUGAUUGCAUCUUUUGGGAAAUGGCAUCUUCUCUCUAUGUAGUUAAUGUUCAUCAUUUGUUGAUACGGAUGAGAAAGUGAGAUAGAUAGGUACAGAGAUAGGAAUAAAUAAAAUAAGGAGGUUAGUGUGUAAUUUAAUACAGCUUUCUUUUGACAGUGAACACCGACAUGCUUGUAGAAGUUGGAAGUGGUUGGUUGUAUUUGUUUGUACUAAUAAAAAUUAGCAUCAGCAGUAAUGCUGCAA